This is a messenger RNA of Populus euphratica (Euphrates poplar), 492 nucleotides long. RefSeq lists its product as uncharacterized. The transcript is spliced from 3 exons. Lineage: Eukaryota; Viridiplantae; Streptophyta; Magnoliopsida; Malpighiales; Salicaceae. The coding region runs from base 1 to 492 and encodes 163 amino acids. The record is from RefSeq and is a predicted model, not a curated record.
AUGGCCUUGAUCAUCUUCCUAGCGUUCGCUCUUCUCCUUCAUGGAGCUCUCGGUGAGCUUAUAUGUGAGCAGUUGCCGGUGGAUCUUUGCGCAUACUCAAUUGCAACCUCUGGUCAGAGAUGCUUGUUAGAGAAUUAUGAAGAAAAUGAUGGAACUGUUAAGUACCAAUGCAAGACAACAGAGAUUUUUGUAGAUAUCUUGAAUGAAUGGAUUGAGAGCGAUGAAUGUGUCAGUUCAUGUGGCCUCCAUAGAGAAACUGUUGGUGUUUCAUCGGACACUCUCCUUCAGCCUCAGUUUUUGGCUAAGCUUUGCUCAGAUGAAUGCUAUCAAGCUUGCCCUAACAUUGUUGAUCUAUACUCCAAUAUGGCCUUGGGAGAAGGAACAUAUCUGCCAACAUUGUGCGCCAAUCCUUGCCUUGCCAAACACCAGGCUAGAAGUAAUGGUGACGCAGCCCCUGCCCCUGCCUCCAGUACUGUAGCCCAAGCACCUUAA